AUCGCGGAUGCCAGAGCAGAAUAGACCUAGUCGAGAGACAGACCCAUUCACACUCAGCCAAAGCGAAUAAAGGAGAGGGGUAGUGGGAGAGAUAAGGAGAGGUGGUUUUACGCGUUGUCAGUGUGGUUUUCAGCUUCGGAAAAAGAGCUACUGUAAGAAGAGGAGGACUCGCAAUAUUGGGCACUAAGAAUAAGAAAAAAACGCGUUAUCCCGUUCUGCUGGUGCUGCGGCUCGUGAGCGCAUUCUCUGCUCGGUUUGGAAUACAAUGUGUCUGCAUGAGACCAUGGAGAUACGGAGUGGAUUUAUCAAAGAGCACUUCGACAGUUUAUGAACAAAACUGGACCUCUCUUUUUCUACGGCAUUUUGUCCCCCUUUUUCGUUGGGAUUGUGUUUUUUUCUGUAUUUUUUCCGUUUGCAUAUUUUCGUUUGAUUUAUGGUGUUUUAUGAUUUCAUGUCAUAUAUUUUUUUUUUACUAUUUCGGUUUUUACUUUUCAUCGGUUUUGGAGGAGAGCUGGAUUGACUCGUCGUGAAGAUUUGUGGACAGAAGAUUCCGCGUCGCUCAUGUGAAUGAUAUUCUAUCUUCCCAACUGAGACGUGCCAUGGAUGGAAAACUUAAUUUGCAUCAACGAAACCGAUCGGGAAAUAUCCGUUACAUCGAAUAACUACUGCUAACAGCAAUCAGGACGAAUGACAUAGGAUGAACACUACUGGCGGGGUGUGUCUGUGUGUGCUGUCGUCCCUCCUCAGUGUGGCCUGGGCCGUGGCUGCUCUAGUUCCUCUAGCUCUAGCUCCUCUUUCUACCCUGGCCGCUGCCUAUGGGGCUGCCAGUGGCGUCUCUCCCAGGGAGGCAGAGGGGGGCAGCCUCCCCUCCCAGUGCUCCAGCCUGGUAGCAGGGGUACUGUAUGGAUCUUUCUCUCUGAGAGAGCUGUUCCCGUCCCGGGUGCCGGGCUGUUCCUGGUCGUUGGAGAACCCCGAUCCCACCAAGUAUUCCCUCUAUCUCCGAUUCACCCGUCACCCCUCCAUCUGUCAAUCACACUCCCCCAUGCUCCUCCCACUCGACCAUCAUCUAGCCAAUCAGAGCUGCCCGCUGGAUCUACAGACAUCAACUCAGGACGUGAUAGACCUUUGCGGCAGCCAAUUAGAAUCGGAAGGACCAUAUUCAUUUUUACAGUUCGACAAGAACUUUGUUGAGCUAUGCCUGUCGAGACUACCGUCACCUGAUGAACCGCCGGUAACCAAGGAAACGCUAGAACUCCGGCUAGUCGAGGUUUUGCUAAUCAACAAUGAGAACUCCAGCCAGUUCACCUGUGGAGUACUCUGCAGAUGGUUUGAGGAGUGCCUGCGCAAUGGUCGUCAUGGAGACGGUGACGCUGCUGACGGUGACGGUUGCAGAGUUACUCAGACGGGGUGUGUGUGUCCCAACAACAAUGUGAUCAUGGCUCAGCCUGUACCCCUUCUCCCGUCAACGCCCCAUAACAACGGAUCGCUGUUACCUGAGGAUUGCUGCGUCACAGAGCUGCACCAUAACAAUGCCAUUGCCAUAGCCCCCAGGGACGUCAGACAAGAUCCCUACUCAGAUGAUGAUGAUGAUGACCUGAAGGUGAAGACACAGAGACCCAGAUCAGCAGACCAGCCAGGUGUGUUUCAGGCACAGACAGGUGACCCUGCGGCGGAGGAGUGGUCUCAGUGGAGUGUGUGUUCGUUAACAUGUGGUCAGGGUUGGCAGGUGAGGACGCGCUCGUGUGUGUCCUCUCCCUACGGCACCCUGUGUAGUGGCGCCCUGAGAGAGACACGUAUGUGUAACAAUACCGCCACCUGCCCCGGUGACCCAGCACUGAGCUCAGUCCAUGGGCUGUGGGAGGAGUGGUCGUCAUGGAGCCUUUGUUCUGUCACGUGUGGCCGGGGCUCCAGGACCCGAACCAGGAACUGUGUGAGCGGAGGAGAGGCCAAGCUCUGUGGAGGGCCUGAGAAACAGACCAAACUCUGCAACAUAACAGUGUGUCCCGUGGAGGGUCAGUGGUUGGACUGGGCUCCGUGGUCUAGAUGCAGUGUAACCUGUUCCACAGGGAGCCAGCAGAGACAGAGGAGGUGUAGUGCAUCGGUGCACGUCUGGGCAGAGUGUAAGGGACCACACCAGGAGACCAGGGAAUGUACCAACCCAUCCUGUGGUGGUGGGGGUAACUGGGGCAGCUGGAACCACUGGAGUCUGUGCAGUAAGACGUGUGACUCAGGGUGGCAGCGUCGCUUCAGGAUGUGUGAGGGGACAGGGAUACAGGGUUACCCCUGUGACGGCUCCGGAGAGGAGGUCCGCUCCUGCAAUGACAAGAAGUGCCCCGCACCUCAUGAGAUCUGUAGAGACGAGUACCUUGUAGCCAUGACCUGGAAAAGUGCCUCGGCUGGAGAAACAGUCUACAACAAGUGUCCGACUAACGCCACUGGAUCUGCAAGUCGUCGUUGCUUGCUGGACGCUAAUGGAGUUGCUUACUGGGGUCCUCCGAGCUUCGCCAGAUGCGUCUCGAUGGAAUUCAGAUAUUUACAUUUAUCUUUGCGAGAGCAUCUUGCGAAGGGUCAGAGGACCCUGGCUGGAGAGGGCAUGUCUCAGGUCGUGAGGAAUCUCCUGGAUCUCUUACAGAGGAGGAGCUACUACAGUGGUGACCUCCUGUUCUCCACGGAGAUUCUCCGAAAUGUGACGGACACCUUCAAGAGAGCAACCUACAUCCCAGUACCCGACGACGCUCAGAAAUUCUUCCAGGUAGUCAGCUAUAUGUUGGACAUGGAAAAUAUAGAGAAAUGGGAAGACGCUCACCAGGUUUCUCCUGGUGCGGCCCAUCUCAUGCGUAUAUUGGAGGACUUCAUCCAUCUGAUAGGAGAUGAUCAGAAACCCUUCCAGAGUUUCCUGGUGGUCACCAACAACCUCAUGAUAACAAUACAGCGAGAGCCCGUGACAGCGGUGUCCAGUGACAUCAACUUCCCCAUGAAGGGUAGGAGGGGUAUGAAGGACUGGGCUCGAUCUGCUGAAGACAAACUCUACAUCCCCAAAGAAGUCUUCACCCUCACCUCUGAUGAAACAGAAACAGAGACUUCAUAUUUUGUCAUCGGAGCCAUCCUGUAUCGGACCUUAGGAGUCAUCCUACCUGCCCCCAAUGCCCCUGCUGUGAUCAACUCAAAGAUUCUGACGGUGACGGUCAGACCAGAACCCAAACCCAGUGAACCCAUGGUAGUGGUGGAGCUGUCCCCGCUGCUCAAUGGCACAUCAGAUCCUCAGUGUGUUGUCUGGGACUAUGGGAACCCGGAAGCUGGCGCUAAGAACUGGGACACCGAGGGCUGCCAAACACUCACGUCUGCCGCCGUCCACACUAAAUGCCUGUGCAGCAGGAUCUCAACCUACGCUGUGCUAGCGCAACAAGCUAAAGACCCGGAAAUGGGUCCGUCCAGUAUGCCCUCUGUGCCCCUCAUGGUGGGCUGUGGGGUCUCCUGCAGCGCUCUGCUUAUCCUGUUGCUCAUCUAUGCUGCCUUCUGGAGGUAUAUUCGUUCAGAGAGGUCUAUCAUCUUGGUCAAUUUUUGUCUCUCCAUCCUGGCCUCCAACAUCUUGAUACUGGUUGGACAGUCCCAGACACUCAGCAAGGGCCUGUGUACUGUGACUGCUGCUUUCCUUCAUUUCUUCUUCUUGGCAUCGUUCUGCUGGGUAUUGACAGAGGCGUGGCAGUCUUACCUGGCUGUGAUUGGCAAGAUGAGGACACGCCUCAUACGCAAACGCUUCCUGUGCCUGGGCUGGGGUCUCCCAGCCCUGGUAGUUGCUGUGUCAGUAGGUUUCACUAGAGCCAGAGGUUACGGUACACCCAGCUAUUGUUGGCUGUCCUUGGAGGGCGGACUUCUCUACGCCUUUGUCGGUCCUGCAGCCGUCAUCGUAUUGGUGAACAUGCUGAUUGGUAUUGUGGUCUUCAACAAGCUCAUGUCUCGAGAUGGCAUCUCGGACAAGUCUAAAAAGCAAAGAGCUGGUCCACCGCUGGAGGCGUCGCGUAGCAGACUGCUCCUGAAAUGCUCCAAGUGUGGUGUGAUCUCAAGUACAGCUAUGUCCAGCUCUACAGCCAGCAGCGCCAUGGCAUCCCUGUGGAGUUCCUGUGUAGUUCUCCCUCUGCUGGCUCUGACUUGGAUGUCUGCUGUGUUGGCCAUCACCGACCGCCGCUCCACACUGUUCCAGGUGCUGUUUGCUGUCUUUGACUCUGUCCAGGGCUUUGUCAUCAUUACUGUGCACUGUGUCAUGCGCCGCGAGGUCCAGGACGCAGUGCGCUGUCGGAUGGGGGGAUGUAAAGAUGACAGCGAGAACUCACCGGACUCAUGCAAGAACGGACAGGUGCAGAUCAUGAAGUGUCAGAACAUGUCCUACUGCGGGCAGCAGUGUGGCUCUCUGCGCUACAGCACUGGCACUGGAGCUUCUCCAUGCCCGUCAUCGUCAUGCCAACAACAGUCACCAUGCCUGCCACCAUUCCACCCUCACCAGGGCUGUCAACACAGCUGCCAACAAGGCUGUUACCACAGCCUGCCCCACAACAACCACAUGAACCAUGAGCGCAUGAGCCACACCCUCAACCAUGCCCAUAACCAAGCUUACAACCACAACCAUGGACAUAACCACAACCAGUACUCCAACAGCAAAUCAACGGACUUUGAAAAAGAUGUGGACCUGGCGUGUCAAACAGAAAGAGGACACCCAUUCAUCUUCAAGGAGGUGAACACCUGUAAUCCAGCAACCAUCACCGGGACCCUCUCCCGAAUCUCCCUUGAUGAAGAGGACGACCCUAAACUGGCGACCCACCAGGAGGGGGGUUUAGGGAUCAACUUCAGCUCCCUCCCUGGAAACAUCGCCCCUCCUAACCUACUCGUUCAGGUGCCCCCGCUGGGUGUUCUGAACGAGCUGAGUGACACCCCUGUGAAGAUGGAGGUGAACAUGGAGCAGAAAAGGCAGCAUGGGAACCCCAGGAACACAGUGCCUGUAUACCUCUGCACCGAUAGCGGGCUGGGCUGGUCUCGACCGCCUCCUCCUCACAAUACCCAGGAUGGACCUAGCGGGGGAGGGGAGGGGGACUAUAUGGUGUUACCCCGUAGGACGGUCAGUCUAAAACCCCCUCCGCCCCCAGGGCUGGGGCUGGGGGGCGAGGACAAGCCCCUGAACAUCGCGGUGGACGACCCGCCUUUCCCCCCACCCCCCUCGCCCAUGACCCUCCACCCGGCAGAGAGCGAGGCCUACCCAGCCGACUUCAUCUCACCCGGCGACCACAACAUGAAUAUCGCAAUGAACAUGAACCGCUCCUACGGGACGCUCAAGCAGCUCCCCAUGCACGGGGGUCACGGACCCCAGGGCCACAUGCACGUUCCGGGAAGCCACGCGCACGGCCAUGGGCAAUCACUGCAGCUGAAGCAGGGCCAGAGGCCGUCGGUGAGGCAGAUACUAACAGGAGGGGGAGGCACCCGGACCCUGCCACGCAACCUUGGCAGCACCAACGCUAAUGCCAGCCUCUCUGCUGGCUCCCUGGAGAGGAAAAGAGUACGGUACUCUGAGCUGGACUUUGAGAAAGUGAUGCACACUCGCAAAAGACACUCUGAGCUGUACCAUGAGCUCAACCACCCCACCACCAAGUUCCACACCAUAGACAGGUAUAACAGGGACCCCGCCAUGUCCACCUUCAAGAGGGAAAAGCGAUGGAGCAUUUCGUCUGCCGGAGGUGAAAAGAACUCUUCGAGUGACAAGUCGACCCCGACCCAAGACGACCAGCACUCCUGGGACAGCUUCAAGACCAUGACCCCUGAGCUGUCCAUUGUGCCGGGGGAGCAGAAGGACAGGAUGGAGCUGCACAACAAGACCAUCUGGGACUCCUCGUCUGCCAACACACCUGACACGUCUGAGGGGGACUUCCAGACUGAAGUGUGAUGAGACAGAGAAACACACACACACACACACACACACACACACACACACACACACACACACACACACACACACACACACACACACACACACACACACACACACACACACACACACACACACACACACACACACACACACACACACACACACACACACACAGUUUCAAGCGUAGACUAACAGGUAGCCACAUGUACAUACAUAGACAGACACACAGCACUCCUCCAAACCGCUCUUCACAUCCUAAAAUCUGCUCUCUAAAGGAUGAUAUAAUUUGUUUACUGCAAAUGUGGACAAGGACAAAGCAAAGACAACUGUUCUCUUCUAUAUUUUCAAACAGACUUUAAAUGAGAGAACAGGGGCUUGAAAGAGACUUGGGGACUGAGAAACUGAGACAUUUUUAAAUGGACAAAAAAACAAACAAAACUUUGUGAAAAAUGUCUUGAUUUUAUUCACUGGAAAAAAGGAUUCUCUUUCACCUGUUUGAUGAUUUGAAAAAAAAUGAAUAUUUCUGCACCGUUCUGUUCUUUUUAUAGAGAAGAAAUCUCACUGAUGUUUGGCACACUGUUAAACCCCUUAGGCUCCCUCUCUUCAUUUCUCUCCUUCUUUCCCUUCUAAUGGAUGACGCAAGCACUCGUUUUUUCUUCUGCUUUUUUGGAGGGGUUGGGGAGGGGCAAGUAAGGAGUAAGAACGGAUCAUUGACAUGUGACCUCUGCUUUUGCAGAGUCUCACACUCUUCUCUCGUCAUCCUUUUUCAAUGUCUUGUUUUUUCUUUUUGUAUUGUUAUGAUUUUAGUUAUGAUGUCCCUUCUCUUUGGUUCAAUUUGUUUUUAGCAACAAAAACAAUUUGUGACAAUUUGUGUUCUUGGAAUCUAAACAACUGAGUCUGUUGUUGUCUCAUUGUCUAUCUCUUAUAUGGAAGUCCUCUUUAAUUUUGAGUUUCCGUUCGUGCUUGUGCUGCCUUUUCCAUGCUGAAUUUGAAAGAGUGAUUUAUUACCCAUCUGUGAUACGUGAGCUUUGCUUUCUGAGGCAACAUGUUCUCAACAGUACACCUGUGGGAAUUGAGCGAAGGGUAUCAUCCAGAUUCACGCACAUUUCCAUCGCUCUUUUUCCAGUUCAGUAAAAAAAGUAUUUCAAAGUCUUGAAACAUUUGAAUCAAUUACAGACAGAACCAACCAAAGCUGUCUUUCUGUCAGGAGAGUGUAGCCUAUCUGAAAGUGUUGCUGUAGUAUUUCCCUUCCCUCCAUAUGGAUCCCAGGUCUUGUUAUAACUGUAUUUGAAUUCUUCUUACUCCCACUGCUUUAGGUGCUGUAUCGAUCACUGUGCCAUGCAUCUGCUCUCAGCCCCUCAAGAAAACAGGGAAAUAAAGUCAUCUAUAGUUUCAUAUGGACACCCAAGGUGCAUCUGCUCUCAGCCCCUCAAGAAAACAGGGAAAUAAAGUCAUCUAUAGUUUCAUAUGCAAACACCCAAGGUGCUUUUGCUACUCAGCUUGUCCGUAGUUGUCUUUGUUGUGAAUGAAAGAAGCAAAACAAGGAAUAGGUGGAUAGUUAGGAUAGCAACUCAACCCAAAUGUUCCACUUUGGUCAGAAACGCCGACAGGGCUUUUGUGGAAAAUGUAGACAGGUGUGAAAUCAAAGUAUAUCACCAAACAUGUUCAUUGUAUUGCCCUCUCUCUCUCUCUCUCUCUCUCUCUCUCUCUCUCUCUCUCUCUCUCUCUCUCUCUCUCUCUCUCUCUCUCUCUCUCUCUCGCUUUCGCUCUCGCUCUCGCUCUCUUCCUCUUUCUCCCUCUCUAUUCUAUUCUUCUCUCUCUGUUUAUCUCUCUCACUCGCAGUCUGUCUCACUGUUUCUCUCACUCUCGCAUUCCUCACUCCACCAUGGAUCAUGAAAUCUUCAUGUAACAGUGUAGUCCUUUCUAUCAGCCUUUCUAUCAGUGCACUAAAUAGGCAAUAGAGUGCCAUUUGGGACGCAGGCAAAUCACUUUUGAGUUGACUACAUAAAGUUCACUUUGUUUUCAAAAUGGAAAACAUCAGACACAAAAAAACACCCACACCUGACUGUUUUAAUACUACACUCUUAGAAAAAAAGGUGCCAUCUAGAAACUUAAAGGCUUCUUCGGCUGUCCCCUUAGGAGGAUCAUUGAAAAAACAUUUUUGGUUGCAGGUAGAAUCAUUAUGCGUUCCAUGUAGAACUCUUUCUACAGACGGUCUACAUGCACCCCAAAAGAGUUCGACCUGGAACCAAAAAAGGGUUCUCCUGUGGGGAAAAAUGUUUUUGGAACCCUUUUUUCAAAGAGUAAAUAGCACCCAUCCACUAAUUCACUAUACUCUUGACUCGCCACUCCAUUCACUAAGCACUGAGAGUUGGUUAGAGAGAUGAGGUGUUUUUAAGGUAUACCUCCUGGAGGGCACAUCUCCAGAGUUAGUCCUUACACACUCCUUAGCAGAUGUGCAAUACCUCCCAAGUAGACUAGGGCUGUGGAGACCAGUCUCACUUGUCUCUAGUAUAUGAGAGAAAGAGAGAGAGGAGGGAUGAGAAAGAGAACAAGUGAGAUUGACAGAAUACAAUGAGAGAAAAGAGAGUGAUAUACAAUCAGUGAGAGAAAGAGUUAUAGAGUGAGAGUAAGGGAGAGCUAAAUAGGUAGAGAGUGAGAGAACUAGCGAUGGAGAGUAGUCGUGAGCUCUGACAGUAAUUAUCCAGGGGAAUGUCCUGACAUUUGUCCUGACAUUUUCCGAGGCUGCCCUCAAACCAUCUGUGUAAAGAUCCCUAAUGGUACAGCGUGGAACACACACGCAGAUGGCAAGACAAGAGAGCCUGCCUCUCCAACCUUUCUCGCUAAUCAGCUGAUAUGCAGCUCUAGUCGCCCCAGACGCUGAUCUAAGGUCAGUUUUGCAUUACCUCUCCCUAAUGGUUUGGGUUGGAAAUGUGGGCAGGGUAAACUGAUCCCAGAUCAUUUUCUAAUGGCUACUUGUCUCCGACUCAUCAUACAACUGUGAAGGGAACGUUUCUGAUAGGUACUCACACAGAGGAACGGCUGAUGGUAUCCUAAUCCUUGUUCUGUCCUAAUCUUAAUACCAAAUGCCAUUACCAGGUUGAUAAAUACCACACUAGAGAGACAGGUAAGUGAGAGAGUGGGGAUGCAACUUCCUGAAUUGACAAACUUCUACAGAUCCUCAAGAUCACUAGUGUUUAAAUUGGUCCAUGAUCAUGUGACUGUUCCUAAAUCUGUUUCAUUUCAUCAAUCAGUGUCCACUUCCUUGGUGAUCACCUCUGAUCUUUUCUGGGCGACCAGAAAACCCCUCUGAUUAAUACAGAAGAGAACUUCUCUAACUCUAAAGUGAUGUGUUGGGUUAGUUUGUUUGUCAUGGGCUUUUGAAAAGUUUCAGACUAUGACUAUACAAUCUGUCAACGAGAACUUCAUUAAACUUCAAAACAGUGAAUCCUGUAAAGAUUUAGUGAAUUGCACAGAUGACGUAUUGAAAGCAGUAUGUUUGAAAAUGAUCUUCAGAGUGUGUGGUUUGAGAGGAACAGAAACAGAACCUCUGAUCUUGGACUACAGAGGUUACCCUCCAACCUACCAUGCUUGAGAUGUUGACCUAGCUUCUCAUACAACCAUCAACGCUCUCCCACUGGUGUUGCAAAAGAAAGUCCCUCCUUCCUUUUCCUCCCACAUUCAUGUUUGUUUUUAUACAUAAGACUGUACAAAGUAGUCCUCUGUUUUCAUAGAAUGUCUUUUUUAUAUGAAAAUAAAUUUUCAAAUUGA
This is a messenger RNA of Oncorhynchus gorbuscha (pink salmon), 9685 nucleotides long. Its product is annotated as adhesion G protein-coupled receptor B2-like. Gene Ontology annotation, cellular component: plasma membrane. Gene Ontology annotation, biological process: adenylate cyclase-activating G protein-coupled receptor signaling pathway; peripheral nervous system development; cell surface receptor signaling pathway. The coding region runs from base 698 to 5929 and encodes 1743 amino acids. NCBI's taxonomy places the organism in Eukaryota, Metazoa, Chordata, Actinopteri, Salmoniformes, Salmonidae. The transcript has 36 exons. The record is from RefSeq and is a predicted model, not a curated record. Gene Ontology annotation, molecular function: G protein-coupled receptor activity.